CCGGGAAGGAAUAACCAGACAACUAUCAGAGUACUCAAAAUUCAAUCCAAACAGACAAAGAUAGGUUCCUUCCAUGAGGUGCGCAGGAUAAGAUGCCACUCCUUCAUCUUCAUCACCACCAUCAUCACAGUAAGUCAUUCUUCACUUCAUUCAAAUCUGCUAUCUCUCUAACCUUUCCUGGUUCAAAAAGAUGUUUCCUUUUGAAAAAUCCAAACUUCUUUUCACCUCAGAAAGUACUUUUCUUAACAAAUUCCAUGGUUUCAAGAAGAACCCAUGUUUUAUUUUCCUCACCUAGUAAUGGGUUAGAAGAAUUAUCAACUACACAAAUUUCAGAAACCCAGAAAUUGGAAGAAAAGGAGGAAUUUGAAUUGAGAGAAAAGCCCUUACCUUUGCCCAUUAAGGACUCCGAUACUGAAGAAGCAGUUCCUGAACCUGUGAAUCAUAUAGCUCUAGCUCCAUUUUUGAAGUUCUUCAAAUCCAAAGAAGAUGGAGAAGUAGAGUUUUUCAAAGAGAGGGUUCAUAAAGAAGAACCAAAGGAGGAGGUUAAGAAAGACGAGUUGAAGGAGGUGAGUAUUGAGUAUUAUGACCCCAAACCAGGUGAUUUUGUUGUGGGAGUUGUAGUUUCAGGAAAUGAAAACAAACUUGAUGUGAAUAUUGGAGCAGAUCUUUUAGGUACAAUGUUAACAAAAGAAGUACUGCCCUUAUAUGAUCAAGAGUUUCCUUACCUUUUGUGUGAUUUGGGGAAAGAUGUUGAGGAGUUUAUGGUUAAAGGGAAGAUGGGUAUAGUUUAUGAUGAAGAGGCAGUUAGUGAGGUGCAUCAAAUUCCUGGUAGACCUAUUGUGGAGACUGGAACAGUUCUUUUCGCUGAAGUUUUAGGGCGUACACUUAGUGGGCGGCCUUUGCUGUCUACUAGAAGGUUUUUUCGUAGAAUCGCAUGGCAUCGUGUGAGGCAGGUAAAACAGCUUAACGAACCUAUCGAGGUUAGAAUUACGGAGUGGAAUACAGGUGGUCUUCUUACAAGAAUAGAGGGUUUGCGUGCAUUUCUUCCUAAAGCGGAGUUGAUGAAUAGAGUUAACAAUUUCACGGACUUGAAAGAAAAUGUGGGGCGCCGGAUUUUUGUUCGCAUCAGUAGAAUAGAUGAAGAUAAUAAUGACUUAAUACUUAGUGAGAGAGAAGCAUGGGAUAUGAAGCACCUGCAAGAAGGAAGCCUUCUGGAAGGGACAGUUCGGAAAAUCUUUCCUUAUGGAGCACAAGUAAGGAUUGGUGAUACUAAUCGAAGCGGAUUGCUUCAUAUAUCAAACAUCACUCGCGCACGAGUUACUUCUGUGAGUGACUUGCUUAAACUUGAUGAAAAAGUGAAGGUGUUAGUGGUGAAGUCCAUGUUUCAGGAUAAAAUAUCGCUCAGCAUUGCGGACCUCGAAAGUGAACCUGGUCUUUUUGUGACAGAUAGAGAGAAAUUAUUUUUGGAGGCUGAAGAAAUGGCGAAAAAGUACAGGAAAAAAUUACCAGCCUUUUCUGCAACUCGCAAGUUAGACCCUCUUCCGGGGGACACCUUACCUUUUGAGGACGAAGCAAAACUUUAUUCAAACUGGAUGUGGUUCAAAUUUGAACAAGGUGGAUCAUGAAUUGCUUCAUUCAAAGAGACUGUUGCAAGUUAAUGCCAGGGGGAUCAUUUUCAAAAACCCAAAUUUGACUCAAAUACCUCUUUCAAAAUGACGAUUCGUAUAUCCAGGGUCGGGACUACUUUGAGUUAUUCCAUUUUUUGGGUGCGCACUGAUGCAUGAUUUGUUAUGCAUUAUAAGAUGGCGAGGUUGUUGUUGUUGUACUUGUAAUAUCAACAUUCCAGGAUUACUGUCCUACACCAUUUGUCAAUUAUAAGUGGUCAAUUAUGGUGACGAUGUAACCUCUGAAAGUAAAAACUUGGCAACAUCUUUUGCAUCACAUAGCAUAAGAUGGGCAUUGCAUA
Papaver somniferum (opium poppy) is the source of this 1966-nucleotide messenger RNA. RefSeq names its product 4-hydroxy-3-methylbut-2-enyl diphosphate reductase-like. Gene Ontology annotation, molecular function: RNA binding. The record is from RefSeq and is a predicted model, not a curated record. NCBI's taxonomy places the organism in Eukaryota, Viridiplantae, Streptophyta, Magnoliopsida, Ranunculales, Papaveraceae. Bases 93 to 1625 code for a protein of 510 amino acids. The transcript has 8 exons. Gene Ontology annotation, biological process: RNA stabilization.